Humulus lupulus (European hop) is the source of this 1000-nucleotide messenger RNA. RefSeq lists its product as uncharacterized. The transcript is spliced from 3 exons. The record is from RefSeq and is a predicted model, not a curated record. Lineage: Eukaryota; Viridiplantae; Streptophyta; Magnoliopsida; Rosales; Cannabaceae. The coding region runs from base 245 to 829 and encodes 194 amino acids.
UAGGUCAUACUGUGUCUAGUUUGUUACGAAAAAGAGAGAUUCCAGGGUUGACUUUGAAUCUCGUAAACUUCGGCCUCUAUUUUAACUAAUAUUUCUCUCUAAAAUCACUCCUAUAAUCUUCCACUUCUUUUCUCUCUACCGAAACACGAAUUGGGGUCAGCUAGAGAGAGCUUCGGAUCCCUCCCUGCAAAUUUAAUUGGUUAUUCGUGUAAUUCCAGGACAUCGAUCCAGUUAAGCCGGGAAAAUGGCCUUAACUAUUAAGCAGUUUUCGUUGAUUGUGGCCUUUUCUGGUGUGUUGUCCUUCAUUUUUGGAGUUGUUGCUGAAAAUAAAAAGCCUGCUGCAGGCACUCCAGUUCCAGGGAUAGGUGUUAUUAUGUGCAAAUAUCCCUCUGAUCCAACUGUGGCUUUGGGGUAUCUGUCUUUAGCAUUUCUCGUGGUAUCAACAGUUUUUGGGCUUUGGUCAUUGUUUUAUCCGUACAAAGGAAAGUCCGUUCCACAAGGUGCUUUGUUCCGGAGCACCACCUUUGUCGUUUUCUUCAACAUUGCUUUGUUCACAGCAGGAUUAGCUGCAGCCCUCUUGUUGUGGCCUACACUCACAGAGCAAUUUCACCUAUUGCACAAUGUCCACCGCACUCCUAAGGCAGAUUGCCCUACCGCUAAGACGGGUCUGUUUGGCGGCGGUGCUUUUGUGUCUCUUGAUUCAGCACUUUUCUGGUUGGUGGCACUGAUGUUAGCUGACAAUGCCCGUGAGGAUUACUUUGAGGAGGUAGAAAAGGACCCUAAGGGACAGGUCACCGCGGAUGAGUAUGAUAGGCAUGCGGUGGCGUAGGAAGCAACAUAAAAUGUGUUGCCUCGAAGAUUUGGACGAUUCCUGUGGUUUACUGUGUAAAUUUGGUUUAUGGUCAUAUUUUAAGUUUUCUUUAAAUCAAAACUUCAAAAGAUUCUACUUAUGGUUACUAUUAUUUUAGUUGUUCAAUUGUAUGUUAUAAUUGAAUGUGUC